AUGGAUACAGAAACACGGAAAAUUCCCAGACAAUUAAAAAAUAAUUCUUUGGGGGAAGACCUAGAGCUGCAACCGCCUGGAAACUCCGAUACUGAGACAGAAAGUGCCUCUGAGACUGGCUCCUGGCCCGAAGCAAGUGAUGUCGAAAGAGAAUGGGUUUCUGAGCCCGAAAACGCAGACUCUCUCUCGGAAUCAGACUCGGACACUUCCGACGAGUCCGAUGAUGACUUGGAUGAUGAUGAUCUUGCAGGACGUGAUGAAUUUUCCGAAGAAAAUAUUCGCCAGAACUUUCAAUUUGAAACUACUGGCGAUAAGAUCAAAUUGUUGAGUUUGGAUGAGCUGAGAAGAUACGAAGAAGGACUCGGACCGGAGGAUCAGAAUUAUAAACAUGCUCAUCUGAUCGUUGAGGAGCAUUUAGCGGGAAAUGAAAGAACGGAAUGUCAUGUUCGGCUGGAAAUAGGAAGCGCCUACAAACAGAUAAGAGAUUACGGCGCCGCGAACCGAAAACUACUCGAUAUUUACACUCGGCGUCAGAAAAGAGAGCAAGAAAUCUUCGAAAAAUUCGAGGAAAAAAUAGAAAGGUCCGAAAGACGAAGAAUGAAGGAGAAGAAGGAGGCUGAAAAAGAAAUCGCUCUUCUCGAGCUUUUACUUCUGAAUAAAAAAGCGAAACUAGAACGAAUUUCUCAAGAAAACUACGAAAGAGUCGUCGCAAAAUCAACUGCAGAAGCGUCUCCGCUUGAGACGGAUGCUGAGAGAGAAGCUCGGUUGGCACAGUUUAUCAAUAAUAGUGAAAACAAAAACGACGCAGCUUCUGAUAUAGAAGAUGAGGAGGAAAGUGACCCAGAAAGUGGUACAGAGGUAGAAGUAAACGACCCUGACUUGAAGGUGCAAGAUUGUGGAAAGGCUAAGCGCGAAGACGACGAUUUAGAGGAAGAUGAAUACGAAGACGGCCUGCCCUUGAAAGAAGGCCCCGUUCAAGACCAAAUGAUGCCGGAGCCAGGACAUGAUGAAGAAGAAAAACCGCCAGAGAAAGAGGAACAAAAUCAAAUAAGCGAUGCUGUUCCUGAAAGUUUUGACAUGAAUUCGAAUAAAGAAGAGCCUCCAAUACCAUCCCAGUUAAAAGCAGAGUUUUCUGGCUUCAACCAGCACGAACACGAUCUCAUUCGGUCAAUGACUCGACAACUUUGCGAAGAAAGAAGCAGAGCCGGCAAGAAGAACGAUACCCCAGGAACUUCGGACCCAGUAAUCAUCAUAAGCGACUCUAGUGAUGAAGAUGCACCCAUUCUCAUCAGCGAUACGGACGAGCCAUGA
Oikopleura dioica is the source of this 1311-nucleotide messenger RNA. The record is from the annotation of a GenBank genome assembly. Lineage: Eukaryota; Metazoa; Chordata; Appendicularia; Copelata; Oikopleuridae.